Molecule: messenger RNA, 775 nt
Organism: Ochotona princeps (American pika)
Lineage: Eukaryota; Metazoa; Chordata; Mammalia; Lagomorpha; Ochotonidae
Gene: RTBDN
Product: retbindin
Exons: 5
Coding region: 68-775 (235 amino acids)
Cellular component (GO): external side of plasma membrane
Molecular function (GO): riboflavin binding; signaling receptor activity; riboflavin transmembrane transporter activity
Source: RefSeq, a predicted model, not a curated record
GCGUACCCAGACAGCGACAGCCACAGCUGCCCGCACCACCCCUGCCGGCUUCUUAUCUCAGGUGGACAUGGCCUACAGGGGCCACACCCGACCCAGCUCCCCGACUCAGGCCCUGCAACUGACCCUGGCAUGGUUCCUGUUGGUGGCUUGUGAAGGAAGUCGCCCACUCCAAGGACAGCAUCCAGCAGGGGAUGCCCAGGCUUCUUCAAUUCCCCAGCCUUACCUGAGGAUCCAAGACCCUGGCUCGCACAAGAGGCCCCAUUUGCUGGGACCCUGCUGCCCCUUGGAGAUGGACGCAACAGGAACACUGAGCCCGGCUAGCUCCCCUGAUGGCUGUGGGCCACCCAGCCCUGGGUGCAGGUCCUUCCUGGGACACCUUCGGCACGCCCUCCACAGUCGCUUCCGCCUGCUGCUCCUGGGGGUACGCCAGGCGCUGCCACUCUGUGCGGAGCUCUGCCAGGCCUGGUACGCGAGCUGCGAGUCGGACCCCACCUGCGGCCCCACGUGGCUCCCGCUCCGGGAGAAGAGGAGCUGCGAGACUCGCUGUCCCACCUACGGGCAGGCCUUCGCCGACGGCGCGGCCCUCUGUGUCUCGGCUCUGGGCCCGGCCGUGCCCGUGGCGGCCCCGGGAGCCCGUCCCUGCCUGGACGUGUCGGGGUGGGCGCCCCCUCGGCCCAGGGCGGCCCGUAGGGCCCGGCGCACCCGCCGCGCGCACCCUGCCGUCCCGGAGGCGGUGGGCAGCGGCAGUGGCAGCGGCAGCGGCGGCGGCCCUUAG